Molecule: messenger RNA, 3779 nt
Organism: Episyrphus balteatus (marmalade hoverfly)
Lineage: Eukaryota; Metazoa; Arthropoda; Insecta; Diptera; Syrphidae
Exons: 2
Coding region: 3079-3744 (221 amino acids)
Source: RefSeq, a predicted model, not a curated record
AUAGUUUUGAAAUAACUAUGUUCAUGGUAAUUAUUCACAUCUACCCCAGGCAGUCACAGAGACCCUACAAAAUAACAUCAUUAGAAGAGAAUUCACCGGUAGUUUUCGAAACGGUAGAACAUGCGGUCUUCUACAGCGAUUCAUGGACAAUUUUAACAAAGUUCACACCGAUUGACUACGAGAUGGUGAUAAACAUGGUGGAGAAGUGUGAAAGAAAACUAGAAAAUAUGUGCAGCAGCAUUCCGGAUUCCGAUUUUGAGCGAUAUUGUCACUUGAUAGUCCAAGAAACAGAAACGAAUAUAGUGAACCUUCAGCAAACUGCUAAUCGCCUGAAAAAACUACUACACUCAAACCGCCAAAAGCGUGCAUUAGAUUUCGCCGGAGGUUUUUCGAAAUGGGCUUUUGGAACGAUGGACAGUGAAGAUGCUACACGGAGAAAAAUGAAUCUAGUAUUUUUCACCCCAAAUGACUAGUAAGAUAAUUAAAGUUAAAAGCCCUAGAUUUUUAAUAAAACUUAUCUUACGUGUUGAGAAUUUCGUGGCUCCGUAAAGUAAUUUUUACAAGUUAAUUAUAGUGAACAAAAUAAAGUAGUACAAACUUUACCUGUAGUAAUAUUUUCUUUAUGUAAAGUAAAAUAUACUUUCAAGUAAAAAAGUGUAUUACUAUUUUUACUCCACGUUUCUAGUAAAUAAUAUUUUAUUGAUUUGAGUAAAUAUAACCUCAUACUAAGGUAAAAGUUAUACCGAAUUCUAGGAAUUUUUCCCAAUAGAGAUCAUUGCCAUAGAAACGUCUUAAUGCUGUCAUUGAAAAGUCUGCCAUUUUGCUUUUCUUUUGUUUUUGAUGUUUUUUUUUCAAUCAUAGUUGAGUGCGGAAUAUCUAGUUGUUUUUAUAAUUUAUUAAAUUCUUAAAUUUUUCCCGGAAAAUGGAAGAUAAAAUCUGGUUGUCGUAAUUGUGUGCGUUGUUUUUUAAUAAAUAAACCAUUAACAAAAAUGAACGGUAAUUAUUACCUAAUUGUUUUCUUUGCCUAGUACGCAGAUCGAUCUAGCUUAAAUUUGUUUCUAAGUUUGUCUUCACUUUUUUUCCAUGCGUUUAAUUGUGUCGGAUAAAAAAUUUACGGCUGGAAACAAAUGCUUGAUUUUUAAGCUGAAUCAAGCAGAGGAAAAGAAAAUUAGUUGCAAGCUAUUAUUACCUAUAAUUUGUAACAGGGCGCCUCUUCUGGAAAUAGUUCUUAGCAUGUCAACAAGUCUUAACAUUAAAUGUUUCAUGGAAGCGCACCAUUUCAUGUUAGAAUUCAAUAUUAAAGGAUUUAAACUUAACUUUACGUAGUCUAACAUCAAAAUUUGACAUCAGAUGUAAUUUUUCCUUUUUGAAAUGUAGUUUUUUUCAGUAUUUUUUGUCUUUUUAUGAGCGUGGUGAUCUCCUUAAUUGAGGCUGGCAUAUUCUUCACAUAAAGUCAAUUUCAUACUACUAAUGAUAGUUUUCUAAAGAAAAUUGUAAUGCAUGUAUAAACCAAUAUUAUAAUAAAAUAAAGAUAAUAACAAUUUUUGAAAAACAUAACUGGGUCACACGUACUUUCUCCUAAAUGCCUUCCAGGAGUAAGAACGUGUUACCAAAUUAUGUUUUUCAAAUUUGUAUUAUUAUUUUUACCUUUAUUUUAUUAUAAUAUUGGUAGAUAAAUGCAUUACAAUUUUCUUUACAAAACUAUCAUUAGUAAUAUGAAAUUGACUUUAUUUGAACCAAUCUUUAACUAAAUUAUCGUGAAAUAUUUAUAUUCCACAGAAGUUUAUUUUACUUUAAAAAGCAAUAUUUUCAGCCUUACAGUAAGGUAAAAUAUGUACCUUAUUUCUAGUCAAUUUUGUUUGAAAUUGAUACAGGAAAAAGCUUUACUGUAAAGUUAAUCAGAAGCCACAAAUUUACUAGAACAGUAAGGUAAAUCAUAUUUUAUUGGGGAGUCAUCCCUAUAUUGACCUUACAUUAUAGUUAAAUAUACCAGAAAUAAAGUGGUACAUACCUUAUUUUCUCUCCGUGUAGGAAGGUCUACCAUCAGCUGGAAUUCCUUCAUAAAAGGGAGGAGGAAUCGUUCCAGUUAAUGCAUCGCCAAAUGACUGUCAUGAAAUCGAACUUCGACACAUUGAGCAAGCCCAUAGCUCAAUUGGCAGCGGAGGUAGAAAACAUCACGGCAGGUAUGGAAAACCUUAGUGAGACAUUCCUUGAAUACAGCCAAAACACAAACGAGGAAGUCGCAAUGUUAAAGAUAAGAAGCGAAGCCAAUGUAAUGACAUCAGUAAUUACCGCAAAAAUAAUUGGAGAUCCAAAAUCAACAAGCCCUGGAGUUGUCAAUAGUAGAUGAUCUCUACAAAAAUAAACUCCAUCCUUUUGUGCUAGACGAAGGUAAUAUCACUGACCUGCUUCGAAGCAUCCCCUUUAAAGGAGGGCUGUCAUUCGACAACGUAAUACAUUCAGCGGCUAAAACGACCGUCUUUACAACUCAAGGAAACCUACUUGUGAAAGUAACGCUUCCCCUGCCAGACUCUUUGCGUUACGACACACACAAAGUAUACGCCUUGCCAACAGUGUUAGACGAACAAUGGGAUUUGGUUAUCGACACAAGGUUCGAAUACAUCGCAGAAUCUGAUAACCACGACCAUUUCAUAAUGUUUAACGAAGAACAGUUUUUCCGAUGCUCACACGUGGCAAUAGGAGAAUCGACAAGAGAGCCCAGUACUCACAUCAGGUUCAAAUGAUUGCCUAAUUGAGCUCCUCAAACACGCAGCUACAUCCAAAAUAACAUGAAUAUCGGAGACUUUAGAUUGCCACUGUACAGAAGAACUGGUACGCAAAACAACCUGCUUUACAAAGGAGUGCAAUUAUUUAAUAAUCUGCCUACAAACCUCAAGACUGAAAGAAACCUAAAUAUAUUUAAGUCUUUAUUGAAACCUUUAUUAAAAAAUAAUUUAGUCUAAAAUCACUUAUAGUUUUAAGUAUUAACUGAUGUUAAGAGUUUUUUAAACUAAUAAAAUACACAAAAUACAAAAAAAAUACUCUGCAGUCCCAGCCAGCAGAGGAAUCUUCCUGAAGAUGACAGCAUCGAACGAGUGGCUAUUUAAAGUAAAGAAUACUUUCGUUUUGAACUUGAAGUGUGCCAGUGAGCAAUAUACCGCCACUCUCAACGGUUCAGGAAUCCUUAAAAUGGAGUUGCCAUGCGAAGCCAGUGCCAAGGGAUUCAAACUGUUUUACGAGUAUCACUCCGAGGUCUUCACCGAAUACAAACAACCAAUGGUGGACCACUCGGAACUUGUACAAGCUUUACAAGCAAGCUCUGUUCCAGCUAAAGAAGCAUCUACACCAAAACUUCUUCCGAUACGGAUUGGAAACCACAAACAUUUUUCCAACAAUCUCAAUAUUGGAAGAAAGAGUAUAGAAGAGCUGGAAAAAGAUUGGAACCAACUGAAUGGAGAACGUAAAGCGGCAGAUCAAGAUUGGGAGCUAACACUACACCGUUACUCCAUAAUGUCGAUGAUCACGUUGGGAGCAGUUGCUAUCAUUGCCAUAUUUCUAGUCCGUUUUUUCCGAUCCAGAUCAAAAUUCACAAAGUCCACCAGAACAAAAACACCAUCACUAACAAGUCUAGCACUCCGUGAGGUGAAUUUUUACCAAACACCAAAGAGACGUGCUCCUGCAACACCGUUGGCCGAAACAAACAACAGUACAGCAGUCUUCAGCAUCACCUCUGCCCGGGUGUAAGAGCUUAAACAAAUUUUUAUAAAAAAAAAAAAACA